Capsicum annuum is the source of this 3503-nucleotide messenger RNA. RefSeq names its product G-type lectin S-receptor-like serine/threonine-protein kinase At1g11330. Gene Ontology annotation, molecular function: protein serine/threonine kinase activity; ATP binding. The record is from RefSeq and is a predicted model, not a curated record. NCBI's taxonomy places the organism in Eukaryota, Viridiplantae, Streptophyta, Magnoliopsida, Solanales, Solanaceae. The coding region runs from base 625 to 3147 and encodes 840 amino acids. Gene Ontology annotation, biological process: recognition of pollen; protein phosphorylation. The transcript is spliced from 7 exons.
AUAACAGAAGGGUUUGACUUUCUGGUGUUAUGACUUAUGGUCAUGUUUCAGGCAUAAAAUAGUCCAUAAAUAACAUCAUCAUUGAUUUAACUAUUAAACAUGUCCUUUUCCACCUGCAAUGUUUUACAUGUCCUCUGAAACCAAACAAAUAAUUAUUCACAUUGGUCUAUUUAAUAACUAACAUCCUUGCACCUAAUCAUAUAUCAGAAAACUUCAGGGAUAUUCUUUAUUUUCGAGUUUUGAAAGGGAGACUUGGAGUAAUAAAGUGGUGUCCAUGUGACCAGAAGGUCACGGGUUUUUGGUAGAAAUGCAAGGAAAGGCUGCAUACAAUUGACCCUUGUGGUCGGGUCCUUCUCCAUAGAGGGAAUUUUAGUGCACCGGAUUGCCCUUCAUUUUCGAGUCUUCUGCCGAUGUAAGAAACUGCUUUCUCGAGAAUGGCAUUAAUUUAUAUUGUAUCCACAUAGUUUAGUUGCUACAUGAACCUUCCAAGAUAGAUAGAAUAGACAAGCCUCAAAUUCUGUUGAUUUUUCAUGAUAUGCUUCAAGGAAAGCUUUUUUGUUUGUUUGUUUGUUUAACCAUUCUCCGCAGUCCACUGGCCUGAUUAAUCCAGAUUUGUCGUAUAGCAUGGCUAGCACGAUUAGAAAGCUAAUCGCAGUCCUUGUAAUUCUUUCUCUAUGUCAUUUAAUCAUGAAUCCGAUUUGCUUAGCAAUCGAUAUUAUAUCGAUGAAUCAACAAGUUAUUGAUGGUGAAACUGUAGUUUCAGCAGGAGGUAUCUUUGAGCUUGGCUUCUUCAGUCCUAAUGGAUCCAUAGGGCGAUAUGUAGGGAUAUGGUACAAGGGAUUACCAGUUGAAAAAGUUGCAUGGGUUGCAAACCGUGAAAGACCGUUAAUUGGAUCAAAUGGAGUUCUUAUGAUUAAUGCAAGCAACGGAAAUUUGGUCCUCGUGGAUGAUAAAAAUGUGUCGGUCUGGUCAACGCGAUUAGUUAAUUUGAUAUCCAACAACACAGUUGCUGUAUUGACUGAUCAGGGGAACCUUAUUCUUCGCUAUCAGAACAAGUUGAACGAAUCUGUACCAUUAUGGGAGAGCUUCAAUCAUCCAUCUGACGCGCUCUUGCCUCGUAUGAAGAUAGGGUUGAAUACUAGGACAGGGGAGCAAAUACUUGCCACGUCUUGGAAAGAUGAUAAAGAUCCAUCCCUGGGAAGUUUUCGCACUGCGGUGAUGGAUCCUCAGGAACUUCUGCAAGUUCUUAUAUUGAAUGGCUCGUUGAAGCAUUUCAGAUCGGGGCAGUGGAACCGGAGAAACUUCAUAGGAGUGCCUAGCAUGACUAAAGACUACCACAAUGGCUUUCAACUACUCACGGAUAAUAACGGGGAGGAACUUUAUUUUUCUUAUGCCUUACACAGUUACUCAGCUCCAACAUUGAUAUACUUUGAUUCCUAUGGAGCGAUAAUUCAAAUGGAUUGGGAUGCAAAAGAGAAUAAAUGGUUAAGGGUGCAAGUUGUACCAAAAGGUAAAUGUGACUUAUAUAACACGUGUGGUCCUUUUGGAAGCUGCAACAACAAUGAUUCACCAAUAUGCAACUGUUUGAAGGGUUAUGAGCCAAAGUACAUCGACGAAUGGAACAAAGGGAAUUGGACUAGUGGUUGUGUCCGCAAAGCACAGUUCCAGUGCGAAGAGAUGACCACUAGUGCGAAUUCUGAUGAUGAGAGAAAGAGGGGGGAUGUGUUUUUACCAGUUUCAGGGAUGAAACUACCAGAUUUCUCACAUUACCUACUUACUUGGGAUAAAAUGGAAUGCGAAAAUUCUUGCUUGAAGAACUGUUCUUGCUUGGCGUAUGCGUAUGUGGAUGGAAUAGGCUGCAUGAUUUGGGGAAAAGAACUUAUUGACCUCCAAGAGUUCUAUCGCGGUGGAGAGCAACUAUACAUUCGCCUCGCACAUUCCCAACUUGAUAAGAGUAGUCAAAUGGGAGCCCGUAUUGCAAUUAUCGUUUCAGCAACAGUUGGCCUAAUUCUUAUUGUUUGCGCUAUAUAUGUAUUGAAGAUCAGGAAAAAAGGCAUUGGAAGUUUAAUCACUUUUCGCAUAGCUUCAACUCAGUCUUCAGAAGCAAAUUUGCUUCAUAACAAUCUUACUCGGGGUAGCAGUUUGGAAUUACCUGUUUUCAGCUUCAAGUGCAUAGAAAAUGCUACGAAGAACUUUUGUACUCGAAAUAAACUUGGAGAGGGGGGAUUUGGACCUGUUUACAAGGGGGUAUUAUCAAAUCGACAAGAAGUUGCUAUUAAAAGACUUUCGAGGAGUUCAGGCCAAGGCAUAGAAGAGUUCAAGAAUGAGAUUACACUAAUUUCCGGACUUCAACACAGAAACUUAGUCAAACUGAUGGGAUUUUGCAUUCACGGGGAAGAAAAGUUGCUGAUCUAUGAAUACAUGUCCAACAGAAGCUUAGAUGUUUUCAUAUUCGGAUCAAGAUCUAAUGAUAAGGCAGCGUUGAGUUGGAAUGAACGGUAUAGCAUCAUUGAAGGGAUAGCUAGAGGGCUUCUUUAUCUGCAUCGUGAUUCAAGACUAAAAAUCAUUCACAGAGAUCUUAAGACUAGCAAUAUUCUUUUAGACGAAGAUAUGAAUCCAAAAAUCUCUGAUUUUGGAAUGGCUAGGAUUUUCGGAGGGAAUCAAACUAUAGCAAAUACCAACAAGAUUGCCGGUACCUAUGGUUACAUGUCCCCUGAAUAUGCAAUACAAGGAAUUUUUUCCGAGAAGUCUGAUGUCUUCAGCUUUGGUGUCAUAUUGUUAGAGAUUAUCAGUAGUAAAAGAAACAGCAGCUAUUGUCACUCAGAAGACUCUUUCAACCUCCUGGACCAUGCAUGGCAACUGUGGAAUGAAGGCAAGAUACUGGAGUUCCCGGAUCCGAAGGUGGUUGGUUCACUUGAAACACCAACACAAGUUGUUAGAUGCAUCCUUGUGGGCUUGCUAUGUGUGCAAGAACAUGCAAAUUACAGGCCAAAUACAGCUACUAUUGUUUCUAUGCUCUGCAGUGACACAGUUCUUCCUUCGCCUAAGCGACCGGCAUAUAGCUGCAAAGACAGAAGCUUUGAUGAUCCAAAUCUUUCACCUUGGUCCAGAAAUUUCGUUACUAUUUCAAAUGUUGAAGGACGUUAACAUUAAUUUAUCUGUUUGGGACCUUCAAUGUGCUUAGUAUCCUUGAAUGCAUUUGAUGUCAAUUUCUAUAGAAAUUGACAUGGCGUAUUCGAACCAAUCAUAUACUUUAUUGAGAUAGGCAGAAUUUUCCCUCCAAGAACCGUAUAUGAGACUUUUAUUUUGUACAACUUGAGCACAAACACCCAAGUAAUAGUUGCAACAUUGGUGAUAUUGGUCUUGUAUAGUUUGUUAGAACAAUUAAGGUGUAUGUAUGUAGUUUGCAGCUUCCAUUUGAUAUUUAUUGGAGUUGCUUGACUUUUAUAUUGUCAUUACAUGUAAUAUUUUUUAUGUCCUAGUUGAUGUGCGUGACAAUGUUA